Molecule: messenger RNA, 1068 nt
Organism: Pistacia vera
Lineage: Eukaryota; Viridiplantae; Streptophyta; Magnoliopsida; Sapindales; Anacardiaceae
Product: putative low molecular weight protein-tyrosine-phosphatase slr0328
Exons: 5
Coding region: 110-853 (247 amino acids)
Biological process (GO): protein dephosphorylation
Molecular function (GO): protein tyrosine phosphatase activity
Source: RefSeq, a predicted model, not a curated record
GCCUAUAAUUGUUCAGUCAUAUCCAACCCACUAACUAAAUUCAAUCUAAUCAUCAGCCCCAUUGUCAAAACUUUCAAAUUCAUCCUCAUUUUCCAGGCUUUCAGCUGCAAUGAAAGUGAUGCAUUCAUCACUUUCAUUGCACACUACUUCCCCUACGAUUAGAGUUUUGACAUUUUGUAAUUUACGAAUUUGCCAUCCUCUUUCUUUAACGUCAUCGUUUCUCACUCUUCUUCCGCCAACCCAGCGCUGCACCAAUAUCUCCAUCAAGUUUGAUCAAAUUUAUAAACCCACUUCUUUUUCUUCAUCUGGGUCUUCAAUAAAAGCGUCAAUGGCUUCGUCAGCCACCAAACCCUUCUCUGUUCUGUUUGUGUGUUUAGGUAACAUCUGUAGAAGCCCAGCUGCAGAGGGUGUGUUUAGAGAUAUUGUCAAAAAGAGAGGCCUUGAUUCUAACUUCAACAUUGAUUCUGCUGGCACCGUUGGUUUCCAUGAGGGUGAUUUGGCUGACCCAAGAAUGAGAGCGGCUGCAAAACGGCGUGGGAUUGAGAUAACAUCAAUUUCAAGACCAAUCAAGCCGUCUGAUUUCAAAGAUUUUGAUCUUAUUCUUGCAAUGGACAAGCAAAACAGUGAGGAUAUACUGGGUGCUUUUAAUAAGUGGAAAUUUAAGGAACCACUUCCUGAGGAUGCACACAAAAAGGUUAGGUUGAUGUGCUCUUAUUGUAAGAAACAUGAUGAAACAGAAGUGCCUGAUCCGUACUACGGUGGACCUCAAGGAUUUGAGAAGGUUUUAGAUCUACUUGAAGAUGGUUGCGAGUCAUUGUUAGACAGCAUUGUGGCGGAGAACAAUCUAAUGUAAAUUCUGAACUCCUGAUUGGAAGUUGCUACGUGUUGUUGGGGUUGAUCUCGAUGGAUGAAGUAUUUGUUCUUAUACUGCAUAAUGUUUUAUUAGUUACCUUAUUAAGUUACAUUCAGUCACGGUCAUCAUGAUGUAAUAUAAAAAAUCCCAGUGGGUCAAUUGUAUUCCUUAUAUUAUUGCAGCAGAGAUGGAAUUUGGACAUAAUGUUGCUAUAU